This is a messenger RNA of Castor canadensis (American beaver), 979 nucleotides long. The record is from RefSeq and is a predicted model, not a curated record. NCBI's taxonomy places the organism in Eukaryota, Metazoa, Chordata, Mammalia, Rodentia, Castoridae.
GCUCUCGGUUCUGAAAUGGAUUUGGGAUCCAGGACGGAGAAAAAUGAUCAAUUCUCACAGAAGCUGGGCAAAAAGGCUGUGGACAAGUGUCUAGACUUGAAUAACUGUGGACUGACAGCGGCAGAUAUCGGGGAAGUAGGAGAAGCACUUGAAGCUACACCUGAACUUGAAGAGCUGAAUUUGUCCUGGAAUAGUAAAGUGGGAGGAAACUUGCCUCUGGUUCUCCACAGUUUCCAAAAAGGGAGUAAGAUACAGAAGCUUGAGCUUGUGGAUUGUGCCCUUACGUCAGAAGAUGGAGCAUUUGUGGGUCAACUGCUACCGAAGCUGCAAAACCUGGAAGUACUUGACCUUUCCAUUAACGGAAGCAUCGGUGACAGUCUAGACAGUGUUGCUCAGGGUUUAAAAAGCACCUCAAACUUGAAAGUAUUGAAGUUACAUUCCUGUGGAUUAUCACAAAAGAGUGCCAAAAUAUUGGAAGCUGCUUUUUGCUACCUGGGUGAGCUGAGGAAAUUAGACCUCUCCUGCAAUAAGGAGCUGGGUGGAGGGUUUGAAGACACGCCUGCUCAGUUGGCCAUGCUAACACAUCUGGAAGUCCUAGAUCUUCACCAGUGCUCACUAACAACCAACGAUGUGGUGUCACUGACCCAGGUUAUCCCUUUACUUUCGAAUCUUCAAGAACUGGAUUUAUCAGCCAACAAAAAGAUGGGCUGCUCUUCUGACAACCUACUCAGCAGGCUCCGAUUUUUACCUGCAUUGAAGUCAUUGCUAAUCAACAACUGUGCUUUGGAGAGAGACACUUUCACAGCUCUUGCUGAAGCCUCCAUUCACUUCCCUGCUCUGGAAAUAGUCAACCUUUCUUGGAAUAAGUGUGUUGGUGGCAACCUGAAACUGCUUCUGGAAACACUAAAGCUGUCAACAUCUCUUCAAGUGCUAAGGCUGAGCAGCUGUUCCCUGGUGACAGAGGAUGUGGCUCUCCUCG